Messenger RNA from Macadamia integrifolia, 1748 nucleotides. RefSeq names its product probable galacturonosyltransferase-like 4. Gene Ontology annotation, cellular component: Golgi apparatus. Bases 77 to 1150 code for a protein of 357 amino acids. Gene Ontology annotation, molecular function: glycosyltransferase activity. The transcript has a single exon. The record is from RefSeq and is a predicted model, not a curated record. Lineage: Eukaryota; Viridiplantae; Streptophyta; Magnoliopsida; Proteales; Proteaceae.
AUGACCGUUUCUCCCCUCCUCUGCUGAUUUGAAGACCUUUAAACCCCAACCUCCCCCAUACCCAAGAGAGGGUAGGAUGGCCUUCACAAGUCCAUCCCGUUUCCCUCUCCCUCUCCCUCUCUUCAUUGGCAUCAUCUCUUUCAUCCUCCUCCACCCCAUCUCCACCACCACCUCUUCCACCGCCGGUAUCCGCCUCGGCGUCAUCCGUAAACCAUCUACUUCCACCGAUCACGUCCCCGUCUUCCGCGAAGCUCCCGCUUUUCGCAACGGCGACACCUGCGACACCAACACCAUCCAUGUCUCAAUGACCCUAGACGCCAACUACCUCAGAGGCACAAUGGCUGCCGUCCUCUCCAUCCUUCAACACUCCACAUGCCCAGAAAACGUUGCCUUCCAUUUCCUCUCAGCCCGGUUCGACCUGGAUGUCAUAACCAGCAUCCGGUCCACCUUCCCUUAUCUCAAUUUCAAAGUCUACCGGUUCGAUUCCAACAGGGUUCGUGGCAAAAUCUCCAAAUCGAUACGACAAGCACUAGACCAGCCAUUGAAUUACGCACGUAUCUACCUCGCCGACAUAAUCCCAGCCGACGUCGGCCGGAUAAUCUACCUCGAUUCGGACCUCGUCAUGGUCGACGACAUUGCUAAGCUUUGGGGGGUUGAUUUGGGAGAUAAGGUGGUGGCUGCACCUGAGUAUUGCCAUGCCAAUUUCACAGAAUACUUCACCGAAUCAUUCUGGUCCGACCGGGAAUUGGAGUCAACGUUUGAAGGAAGGAAGCCUUGUUAUUUCAAUACAGGAGUAAUGGUGGUUGAUGUAGAUAGGUGGAGACAAGGUGGGUAUACACAGAAAGUUGAGGAUUGGAUGGCUGUGCAGAAGCAAAAGAGGAUAUAUCAUUUGGGUUCUUUGCCACCUUUCUUGUUGGUAUUGGCUGGGAACAUUAAGGCCAUUGAUCAUAGAUGGAACCAACAUGGGUUGGGUGGUGAUAACCUUAAAGGUAAAUGUAGGGGUCUUCACCCUGGACCCAUUAGUCUACUUCAUUGGAGUGGAAAGGGUAAGCCUUGGUUGAGAUUGGACUCCAGGAAGCCAUGCACAGUUGAUCAUCUAUGGGCCCCAUAUGAUCUUUACCGUUCAUCAACAACCUUUCUGGAAGAAUGAUCUAAGAAGAAGAUUGAGAGAGCAAGAGAGAGAGAGAGAGAGAGCCAAGGGAGGGAGAAGAGGGUUUCUGCAAAAAAAAAUGGUGGUGAGUGCAGAAGAGAGAGCAAGAUUUCAUUGACUUUGAUUUUCAAAUAUUGGUCAAUGGUUCGAACUUUGAAGGAAGAAGAGAGAGCCUCUCAAUGAGGCUCAAGUGGGCUUUGGGAAAAAAAAAAGAAGGGGUUUUUGGUACUGGGCAUAUAAUUGCCUGGAUGCCUCUUAAACUAAAUCCAUGGGCUUAUGAAAUAUGAAUUGGGUUUUGGGUGAUUUGUUGGGCCUGAUGAGGGAAACCCUAAACCAUGUUUAAUUUUUUCUUGGUCUUUGGGAAUGCAAGAUAUCUGGAGUUGAUAUGUAGAAUAGCUUUAAGUGUAGGUUUUGGAGCUAUGAUCCUGCAUGAGAAUGACCUUGUUCCUGGGACUAACUUCUAUUUAUUUUGAAUUUUUCCCCUCCCACAGAGUUGUGUCUUAGAUCUUAGCAUGUCAUUAAAAGUAUUUGGAAUGGUCCUUCUAAAGAAUGUAUAUAUUUGAAUCAGAUUUGUUAUAUUUGAUUCACAUGCCCUUGC